Triticum urartu is the source of this 759-nucleotide messenger RNA. RefSeq lists its product as uncharacterized. The record is from RefSeq and is a predicted model, not a curated record. Lineage: Eukaryota; Viridiplantae; Streptophyta; Magnoliopsida; Poales; Poaceae.
CGCAUCGGCGACAACCUGAGUCAAUAAACACCAAGAACAAGAGAGGCGAACGAUGAAGGUGGUGGUCGCGCUGGAUGACAGCGGCGGGAGCCACCACGCGCUAGACUGGGUGCUACGCUCCCUUUUCCCCGCCGGCGAUCAGCCGGCUACGGAGGAGGCCCGGCAUGAGCUCGUGCUCGUCCACGCCCUGGAGCCGCUCCACCACGCCAUGUGCCCGGUCGGCGGGCUAGGGUCAGCGGUGUACGGCGCGCCGGAGAUCAUGCAGUCGGUGCGAGCGGCGCGCAAGGAGAGCGCGCGCAGCCUGCUCGACAGGGCCAGGCGGGUCUGCCACGGACGAGGGGUGAGCGCGGCGGCGGUGCUGGUGGAGGGGGAGUCGAGGGAGGCGCUGUGCCGCGCCGCGGAGGACGCGGGCGCCGGCCUGCUCGUCGUCGGCAGCCGCGGGCUCGGCGCCGUCGGGAGGUGCGUUACGGCGUUCCUGGGGAGCGUGAGCGACUACUGCGCGCACCACGCCAGCUGCCCCGUCAUGGUGGUCCGGCCGCCGCCCGUCGACAAGGAUGGCCAGCGGACGAGGUCAUCUCCAAUCAGCUGCCCGUCACCAUGUUUACAACAGGGGUGCUUAAUGGCGGAAUGAUCGUCGCGCGUUUGUCAUCGGGGCUUUUCACUGCCCGUAUGAUGUCUAGUAUGUUCGAUGUUCUGGCUUGGUGUCACUGUCAACAGAUCGAAUAGCGUUCAUUAAUAAAAUUCACCAUGAUCGAUGUC